Aspergillus homomorphus CBS 101889 is the source of this 1470-nucleotide messenger RNA. RefSeq lists its product as uncharacterized. The transcript is spliced from 6 exons. The record is from RefSeq and is a predicted model, not a curated record. Gene Ontology annotation, cellular component: mitochondrion. Lineage: Eukaryota; Fungi; Ascomycota; Eurotiomycetes; Eurotiales; Aspergillaceae. The coding region runs from base 1 to 1470 and encodes 489 amino acids.
AUGAGGUUGACUCUGGCUCCAAAUGAACAAAUCUGUGAAGAAGAUCUGUACAAAUACACGAAGCAUCGAUGGCUAUACAACGAAGAGAGCGAGCUCUCGAAACGUUACCUCAAAUUUAACAUACAGCAACUCAUUAAUGUCGCAAUCACUGCAUGCGAUGGAGCGAGUUCCUGUAUCAGAGUCACCAAGUGUGCGGAGGGCCUGUACAACAAAGCCUUCAUCUUAAGAAUGGACAACGGGUCCGAGGUCUUUGCAAAACUUCCGAAUCCUAACGCUGGACCAGCUCAUGUCACAGUUGCCUCUGAAGUUGCUACACGGGAAUUGCUCCGUCGCGUGCUUGAUAUCCCUGUGCCUAGGGUACUUUCAUGGUCCUUUGAUGCGCACGGUUGCAUUCAUUUCAAAGAAGUUCUACGUUCACUUACUGGGAAAGCAGAAGAUAUCCACGCCGACGCUCUCGGUUCCGAUGUUAUCAAGAAGUUCACCAUUGGACCGCUGACCACGAACGAAUUGUGGAACGGGCAAAGAGGGAGCAUGAACCUGGAUCGGGGGCCGUGGAAGCACCCACGGGGAUAUACCCGAGCAGUGGGAAACAACGAAAUAUCCUGGAUCAAGUCACAUGCCACUCCUCGAAUGAACUACAAUCGGUCGAAUCAGAACAAGGAACUCCCCCAAGAUGGCAUAGCGCUUUUGGAGAAAUAUAUGGAUGUUUCCUCCUACCUCGUGCCCGCGCCAAACGACAAAUCAUGCUCUCUCAACGUCCCCUGGCAUCCUGACCUCCACCUGGACAACAUCAUCAUCGACCCAGAAACAUGUCAGAUCACCCGUGUUGUAGACUGGCAGUCGGCGUGUGUUGCUCCUCUAUUCUACCAAUCCGCCGUUCCCCGAUUGUGUAGACACCCUCGACCUGUAAGGGAGGGGUGGGUCAUCCCCGAACGCCCCGAUAAUUACGAGGACCUGAGCCCAGAUGAACAGAAGCGAAUCGAUGAUGAUCGAGAGAGCGAAAUGAUUCACAAGUUCUACGAGGCACAGCUGUUCAAGCGCGCACCCCGCCAUUGGGACGUGCUCCAGCAGUCCAUCUUCCCUAUUGUCCGCAAGCCUGUCUGGCUUGUGACAGGAGUCUGGGAAAAUCGUGAUCUGUUUUUCCUGCGUGAUGCGCUCAUGGAUGUACAAACGCAUUGGGAUCGGCUUGUUGCAGGCCAAGAUGCACCGUGCCCGAUAUCGUUUAGUAGCGAGGAGAUCGAGCUCCAAGCCAAGGAAGAGGAGAAUAUCCAGGGUGUUGGGAGUAUGCUGUCGCUGUUCCAGGAGCAGGCGACGUUGCCUGUGGAUGGAAUGGUUGCUCCCGAGGAUUACGAUGUGGCUCGUGAGAAUUGUCGGAAGUUGAAGGAUAUCUUCAUCGGGCUGGCCAAGGAUGAUGAGGAGAAGGAAUUGUUUGGAAGGCUAUGGCCGUACCAAGAACCUGAGAGUGAUUAA